Messenger RNA from Trichosurus vulpecula (common brushtail), 3746 nucleotides. RefSeq names its product pentatricopeptide repeat domain 1 (gene PTCD1). The record is from RefSeq and is a predicted model, not a curated record. Gene Ontology annotation, biological process: tRNA 3'-end processing. Gene Ontology annotation, cellular component: mitochondrial matrix. Gene Ontology annotation, molecular function: protein binding; tRNA binding. The coding region runs from base 167 to 2389 and encodes 740 amino acids. NCBI's taxonomy places the organism in Eukaryota, Metazoa, Chordata, Mammalia, Diprotodontia, Phalangeridae. The transcript is spliced from 9 exons.
AGAGCCGGCAGCGGAGGAGAUCGCGCGCCGGUGAGGCUUCCCUGGAGGGCGCCCGAGGCUCAUCUGCGCCUGCGCCCCGCGCGCGAAGGAAAGAAGGACCGGGGGCGCUGGAGGGACCCAGACUGGAUCAGUGAAAAAUCGGUGGUGGACAACCACAAGAGGAGGCAUGAAAAUCAUCCAGCUGUUCUCUGGCCCAUCCCUGGCAGGAUCAGUUGCCCUAAGACACCUUAAUCCGUGGACGGGCCCCAGCAGAACUAGCUGGGUAGGUCGAGGAAAGAGCCUAGCGUUCCAGAGGGGCUCGUGGCAGCUGCUGGGCUGCCUGGGAUGGAAACAGCAGUGUGGGAUGCUGAGACUAUUCGGUUCCUCCCUCCCCAAACUCAAAUCAAAUGACUGGACCCAGAAGAGAGUAAACAGCAGCUCCCCGGAGCUUGGUGAAUCAUGGUCUCCGUCCCAGCCGGACACGAGUGGAAAUGAAGAAGAAGAGACCUUUGGGACCCUGUCUGACAAAUACUCCUCCAGAACGAUGUUUCGUAAAACCUCGGCAGACUCUCACAACUUAAGGCUUCAAGAAUUUGAGGAUGAGGAAGAUAAGAUGCUGAAGAAGCGUUGGAAGGGUCCCCGGAACACCCCUCACUGGUAUUUCUUUCAGUGCAAGAGGCUGAUAAAGGAGGACAAGUUGGCUGAGGCCCUAGAUCUGUUCGAGAGGCAGAUGCUGAAGGAAGAAUGUCUCCAACCCAUCGAAUGUAACUAUACCGUGCUGAUGGGAGGCUGUGGUCGGGUAGGCUACCUGAAGAAAGCCUUUAAGCUCUACAAUGAUAUGAAGAAACGGGAUCUGGAGCCCACUGAUGCCACUUACACAGCCCUUUUUAAUGCCUGUGCCGAAUCACCGUGGAAGGACUCUGGCCUACAGAGUGCCCUAAAGCUUCAGCAACAGCUCCGGGCCAAAAACAUCGAACUGAACUUGAAAUCCUAUCAUGCACUACUGAAAGCUGCUGCCCUCUGUGCCGACACCAGGAUGUGUUUUGAGGUCUUCAAGGAAAUUGUACUCAAAGGCCAUGCUGUCACCAAAGAGACUUUCAAUUUUCUGCUCAUGGGCUGCAUACAAGACAAGAAGACAGGCUUCAGAUACGCCUUGCAGGUUUGGAGACAGAUGUUGAAAAUGGGGCUUGAGCCUAAUGUUCACAGUUACAAUCUGAUGCUGUGUGCGGCACGGGACUGUGACCUAGGGGACCCCGCAGUGGCUUCAGAUUUGCUUCUGAGGAGUGAAGAGAAGCCAGCCCUGCUCCAGUUGAAGGCAGGCAAGCAGCACAAAAGGAAGAAAAUACGGGAACAGAAAGCCACCUCAGCCAAGCUGGAUGUGGACUCCCUGGAGAGGCAGCUAUUCCAGGAAAUUUCCAGGGAGGCCCAGGAUCCUCCAAGCAUCCAGAAAGCCAGAGAGGCCAAUGAAGUUCAGCCUGAGCUACAAGAUAACAAAGGAGGAUUUGAUUCCAAACCUGCUGAUACUCUGGUAGUAUUAAACCAAAGUUUGAGUAGGCUGGAGCCUGUGAAAGCUGAUGUUGCCCAAUUUUCAGAACCUGUUUGCCCUGUGCCAAACUUGCUGGAUCUCAGGGUAUCUCACAUGAAUGUGGUUUCUUUAGGGACUGUUGCUAGUCCGGCUGACAGGUUGGCUUUAAUGGGUGACAUGGAUGGCUUCCUGAGUAAGAUGAAGGAGGACCACAUAGAGCCUAAUAUCAAAACUCUGACCCUGUUGGCUGAGAUUGUCAGGCCAAACAGUCCAUCAGAGUCCUCAUUGCUGGCUGUUCUUGAUAAGCACAAAGUGCAAGCUGAUAUUACAUUUUUCAACGCAUUGGUGAGGAAGAAGAGCAAAUCAGGGGACCUACAAGGGGCAAAGAAGCUGCUUCCCGUCUUGGCGAUGAGAGGAAUCAUCCCUAACAUGCAGACAUUUUGUAACUUGGCUAUAGGCUGCCUCGAGAAAAAAUAUGCAAUACAGCUGCUCUCAGACAUGAAGAGAUGCAAGAUGAUCCCCAACACCUACAUCUAUAGCACCCUCAUCAAUAUAGCUGUGAAGAAACUGGACUACACUUAUCUCAUAGACAUUCUUCAGAACAUGAAGAAGAACGCCGUCCCUGUGAAUGAAGUCAUAAUCCGACAGCUGGAGUUUGUGGCUACAUACCCUCCUACAUUUGACAGGUACAAAGGAAAGAAUACCUACUUGAAAAGGAUCGAUGGCUUUCGAGCUUACUACAAGCAGUGGCUGAAAGUGAUGUCUGCAGAAGAAACUCCCCAUCCCUGGCAAAAAUAUAGGACAAAACCUAAGAGUGACGAAGUUAGCGAGGAAGACACUAAAGCAACCAAAGACGUCGGAGGCCAGCAAGAACAGACACUAUGAUGAUCUUCUUCAGAGAACUGACAACAUAGACCAACUUUGGGACAUGUUGCAAUAACACAGAAAUCCCAAAUUGUUAGAUGGUUAGUUGUCCACAAAGGAGACGUAAAGAAGUGGAAGCAACAUUGGUUCAGGUGUCUGAUAGUCAUGGCACUUUAACCAUGCCCAGUAUUCAUUACUGGCCAGAAUAUAACUGGGGUCUUAGUGCAUUUUAGAAUGCUUUCAAUAGACUUUGUUAUAUACCAGCUGGUUGUACCAGCUUUUGUUUCCUGAAUUACUAGCCUCACAAGGUCUUUGCCAGUUUUUGUAACAGUGCACCAAGAAAAUGUCUAGAGGGUAGUCAGGAUGGUGAUGGGCCUCAUGUUCAGAUAGAGGGAGUUAGACUGUUUAACCCAGAGAACACCUGGGCAGAGGAAACCACAUGAUGGCAAUUUCCCAAGUAUUUGAAGGGAUGGCAUGUGGAAGAGGGAUUAGAUUUGUUGUUCUUGGGCCCUAAGGGACAGAUCUAAAGAUAAUGGGUUAAAGUUGAAAAGACAAUUUUAAAUUUGAGGAGAAACAUCAAAUAAUGCACAAUAUUUAGAAGUGGAUUGGAGGCCAUCAGGAAGUAGUGGGUUCUCCUUCAUUGGGGGUCUUCAUACACAAGCUGGCAUGUUAGAGAGAAUGGCUGCUCUGAGGUCCCUUCCAAGUCUGCAAAUCCUGGGAUGAUAGCUUCAUUAUCUUCAAAUUAUAGGAUAUCUCUAUACUGAGGUGUCUAGAAUAAUGUUAUGCACUCUUAUCUUAAGAAUCAAAAGAGAUGAGUUGGAAUGUUGCCUUUCAAUUAUUAGUUCUGUGGCAAGGCCUUCCCGAAUUCUUCCUAUUUAUAUUAGAAGCCAUAUAGCAUAGUAGGAAACUGUCCGUGGAGCUAGGCAUACCCAACCUCAGGUGCCAGCUGUGCACAUCAGGUACUAGAUUAGAAGAGCCUCUGAAGUCCCUUCCAACUCUAGUUCUGUGAACCUGUUUACUCAUCUAUAAAAUGGAAAUAUUUGCACUAGCUAACCCUACAGGGCCAUGAGGAAUACACAAAGUUUUAUAUGACUCUCUUUAUGUGUAUAAAAAGGGUUAAUCCAUAUUUAUGAUGAGGAAAAUCUCAUCUAUAUUUUAAUAUUAUUGUGUUGUAUACAAACUACAGCAUGAGUUACCAAUGGUUAAAGGUUUUAUUUUUAAAUCACAGAUAAUUACAGCUGAUUAACACAGUCUUUCAUUUGCCACCAUGCUCCAGUCACAGGUUGUAGCUUUGGAGAGCAAGAGUUAUCCAGGGAAAAGUGUUCCACUUUUAACAGCUACCCAUGGAGAGGAACAAUAAAAAUAAGCCAGAAUGGAA